CGUCCCCACCCCCACGUCUCAACUUUAUAGCCGCCCCCUCCCCACCGCCGCGGCCGCCACGGACAGCAGCAACCGGUAGCAGGAGCGCAGCCAGCAAGCGCAGGCCCCAAGCCCUACUGCAACCGCCGACGCCACCGCGCCGAACGCCAUGGCCGACCCCGCGGAGCACCGUCCAGCGGAGGAGGAGGAGGAGGCCGCGGCGGCCGGCGAGGAUGAGGACACCGGCGCCCAGGUCGCCCCCAUCGUGAAGCUUGAGGAGGUCGCCGUUACCACCGGAGAGGAGGACGAGGACGUGCUCCUCGACAUGAAAGCGAAGCUAUACCGGUUCGAUAAGGAUGGGAACCAGUGGAAAGAGCGCGGAACAGGCACUGUUAAGCUGCUCAAGCACAAGGAGACCGCCAAGGUCCGCCUCGUGAUGCGUCAGGCGAAGACGCUUAAGAUCUGUGCUAACCAUCUCGUGGUGGCGACGACUAAGAUGCAGGAGCACGCGGGGAGCGACAAGUCGUGCGUGUGGCACGCGCUGGACUUCGCCGAAGGCGAGCUCAAGGAGGAGAUGUUCGCCAUCCGUUUUGGAUCUGUCGAGAAUUGCAAGAAGUUUAAGGAUAUUGUUGAAGAGAUAGCUGAACAGCAAGGAAACACUGAGGAGAAAGAAAAUGAGGAAGCCUCCACUGCCGCUGAUUUGGUAGAGAAGUUGACGGUGACAGAGGCCAGCAAGGAGGAAACUGUGGAGAAAGAGGAGGCUCCUGCAUCUGAUGAUAAGAAGGAUGCUAAAGAGUGAAGGCGUUUUUAUCCGCAAACCAGGGUCAAAUGAGUGUCCUUCCAUUCAUUUUGUUGUCAAGGUUCAUCUUCCCUUCACAAAUUUUCAUUGUGUUUUCUCUGGGAUGAAUGCUUGUGGUAGGUGAAAUCAGAGUCAUCAGUCAUCUACAUGGUUUUCUUGGUUGAUAGACUGUUAUUUUUUAAGUCGUCUGUUUAUCUGGGAUGGCUGGGGUCAGCAUGUCUGUACAAUUAUUUGGAGUUGCUUUUGGAAUGGACGCGGUUUGAUGAGUUUGCCUAAAGCUUGAAAUGGUGGUGUUGUCUUUUCACUCCACUUCUCUUA
Messenger RNA from Sorghum bicolor (sorghum), 1096 nucleotides. RefSeq names its product ran-binding protein 1 homolog c. The coding region runs from base 149 to 778 and encodes 209 amino acids. The record is from RefSeq and is a predicted model, not a curated record. Gene Ontology annotation, cellular component: nuclear pore; cytoplasm. Gene Ontology annotation, biological process: nucleocytoplasmic transport. Gene Ontology annotation, molecular function: GTPase activator activity. The transcript is spliced from 4 exons. Lineage: Eukaryota; Viridiplantae; Streptophyta; Magnoliopsida; Poales; Poaceae.